Phaeodactylum tricornutum CCAP 1055/1 is the source of this 1673-nucleotide messenger RNA. RefSeq lists its product with no specific name. NCBI's taxonomy places the organism in Eukaryota, Bacillariophyta, Bacillariophyceae, Surirellales, Neidiaceae. Bases 195 to 1613 code for a protein of 472 amino acids. The record is from RefSeq and is a predicted model, not a curated record. The transcript has a single exon.
ACUCGAGUCAUCCGGCACCAUUCAUCCCCUCAGGAUCAGCGUUUCGCAAAACCGACCGACUCUUGACUCUAACCUUUCCUUCGCAUAGGAAACGCACACGUAGAAGUAUUGAACGAGAAGGAACGUAAUUGGUUUCGAGCUCAUCGAUUGAGGUUCGGACACUACUGCCGACUGGUGCACGACGAUUGACAAAGAUGGCCGAGUCGCCAUCACGACAUCCGCGGAACGCGGGUGUUGCGUACCAAACGCGUUCGGGACGUUCCGUCCAACCACCACUACGCUGGGAAGACGAAUGCGAUCACCACGACAGUCCUCGCGGUACCGUCGUCGGACAAUCGGCAUCGCAGCGCAGUACCGAAACUUGUUGCGGCAGCAAACCCGUGUUUGUUGUCGACGCCGUCCCCAGUCCCACACGCGUCUAUACUCCGCGAUUCGGCGCCACUAUGGACACUUCGUCCUGGAACUCACGACCCUACUUCUCCGUCGAGAGUCUCCCGAGUUCGUCCUCGCUCAAUCAACUUCUCUUCCCGGAGAACCACUGUACACACAAUAGCAACAACAAUUACAACAUCAGCAAGGUCAACACCGAUACGCUUCCGCACACACUCCGGCGGCGGCGCCGCGUCCUCUUUUUGGAAGAAAAGGAAGUCUACGGGCACGACGUGGACGAAUACGACAACGAAUCGUUUCAGGACGCGUACCAGAUGCAGGCUUCUCCACUCCGGCGAUUCGCGAUACGCCCGCGGCAGCGUGUACAAAGGAUUCGAAAGGCGCUGCGGGGACGGCUUCGUCCCCACCGGGCCUCGCACGCCAUCAAAUCCCCCUGGCUCGUGUCCGCCGAUCAUCCCGUCAAGAUUCUAUGGGAUGUCCUCACAGUCGUCCUCUCCUUGGUGAAUGCGUACCUGACGCAUGCGGCGAUCCGGGAUCGGGCCUUUAACGACAAUCUCUUUGUCCGUUUUUGUGAAUGCUGGUUCGUCCUGGAUAUUGUCCUCAACUUUCUGACCGAGCACAAAACCAGCGAUGGUCUCGUCUACAACACGGUACAAGCCGUCUGGGCCCGGUAUUUAACCACUUGGUUCGUCGUCGACGUCCUUAGUCUCUUUCCCGGCGAAGCCUUGUACGUGCGUCCCAUUAUUGAACGGCAAAAUCGCCGAACCUGGUGGCAAAAGUCCUUUUUCCGCACUAAGGCCGUCAUUCGGGUUACUAAGGUUCUGCGCUCCCGCCACGUGCGGUUGUUCGGCAGCGUGGCAAAGCGGACCAAGCACGCCGGUGUCGGCGCCCACCGGUUGCUCCGACUCGUCAUCAAAUACGUACCCAAGUACGUGCUCUUUCUUAAACACAUGCGUGCCGUCAUUGCCCUGCGAGUUCUCCGACAAGUCCACUGGAUGCGCAAAGUGUGGCGCAACGUGACGGCAAUCCAUUCCGUCAAGCCCCUUUUCCCCGACGAUGACGAUACGCUGUCGUUGACGGAAGGAUUCGAUGACCCCGUGUACGAGGACUACAAUGAGGAUGGCGACGACCUGGCAUCCUUAAACGAUCACCGUCAACACAUCAGCCCCUCGAACCGAAACGAUUGGGAGUGGAUGGACGAUGUGGAUGACGAUCCUUUUUGAGCAAUCGCCACCAACCGUAGAUUCUACGUGUAUACAAUUUUUAAACACAGUGUGCACUCU